AUGAGUGGCCACCGCAUGGAAGAGAUGUCUGACACUCACACUCACAGCAGUCCUCUCCUGGCAGAGCCUCCUUCCAGCAGACACAAACUCUAUGAGUCAGAGUUUACCAGCCCUAGCUGGCCCUCAAGCCCCCAGGAUACACACCCGGCCCUGCCCCUCCUGGAAAUGCCUGAAGAAAAGGAUCUUCGAUCAUCCAGCGAAGAAAGCCACAUUGUGAAGAUUGAAAAACCCAAUGAAAAGGGUAGAAGAAUAGAAAGUGGGGAAGCCCCUCAGGGCUCUUUGGGCCAAGGGGGCAUCAGCCUCUUUCAAGCUGUGGGCUACCUCACAGGCGAGAUGAAAGAAUGCAGGAGCUGGCUGAAAGAUAAGCCCCUGGCCUUCCAGUUCACAGACUGGGUUCUGAGGGGGGCCGCUCAGGUGAUGUUCGUCAACAACCCUCUCAGCGGGCUCAUCAUCUUCAUAGGGCUCCUGAUCCAGAAUCCCUGGUGGACAAUUGCUGGGGGUCUGGGGACAGUGGUGUCAACUUUAACUGCCCUUGUCUUGAGCCAGGACAGGUCCGCCAUCGCCUCGGGUCUCCAUGGGUACAAUGGGAUGCUGGUGGGAAUGCUGAUAGCUGUGUUCUCCGAGAAGUUAGACUAUUACUGGUGGCUUCUGCUUCCUGUGACCUUCACAGCCAUGUCCUGCCCUGUCUUUUCUAGUGCCUUGAGUUCCGUCUUCAGCAAGUGGGACCUCCCGGUCUUCACACUGCCCUUCAACAUCGCAGUGACCCUGUACUUGGCGGCCACGGGCCACUACAACCUCUUCUUCCCCACGACGCUGGUGGAGCCCAUGUCUUCAGUGCCGAACAUCACCUGGUCAGAGAUUGAGAUGUCUUUGCUGCUACAAGCCAUCCCCGUUGGGGUCGGACAGGUGUAUGGCUGUGACAAUCCCUGGACAGGUGGCGUGUUCCUGGUGGCCCUGUUCAUCUGCUCGCCACUCAUCUGCUUGCAUGCAGCCAUUGGCUCAAUCGUGGGGAUGCUAGCAGCCCUGACGGUGGCCACGCCCUUCAAGACUAUCUACCUGGGCCUCUGGAGCUACAACUGUGUCCUCUCCUGCAUCGCCAUCGGUGGCAUGUUCUACGCCCUUACCUGGCAGACACACCUGCUGGCCCUCAUCUGCGCCCUGUUCUGUGCAUACAUGGGAGCAGCCCUCUCCAACAUAAUGUCAGUGGUUGGUGUGCCACCAGGCACCUGGCCCUUCUGCCUCUCGGCACUCACCUUCCUGCUCCUGAUGACCAACAACCCGGCCAUCUACAAGCUCCCACUCAGCAAAGUCACCUACCCAGAGGCCAACCGCAUCUACUACCUGACAGUGAAAAGCAGUGAAGAAGAGAUGUCCCUCAGUGGCAGCGCUGGGGGGCAGCCGCCCACGACGAGCCCAAAGGCAGAUGAGGGCUCGGAGGCUGUGCACCCCAAGCCCAGGAACGUGUUCCACAUCGAGUGGUCAUUCAUUCGCAGGAGGAGCAAAGUAUUUGGAAAAGGUGAACACCAGGAAAGGCGCACCAAAGACCCUUCUCCCCACCAAUACCGGAAGCCCACGGUCGAGUUGCUGGAUCUGGACACCAUGGAGAAGAGCUCCGAGAUAAAGGUGGAAACAGGCAUCUCCAAGACUUCCUGGAUUCAGAGUUCCCUGGCUGCCAGCGGGAAGAGGGUCCGCAAAGCCCUCGGGUACAUCACAGGAGAGAUGAAGGAGUGCGGAGAGGGACUUAAAGACAAAUCCCCAGUGCUCCAGUUCCUCGGCUGGGUCCUCCGGGGCGUAUCCCAGGUGAUGUUUGUGAACAACCCCCUCAGUGGCAUCCUCAUCGUCCUCGGCCUCUUCGUCCAGAACCCCUGGUGGGCCAUCUCGGGCUGCCUGGGCACCGUGGUGUCCACCCUGACAGCCCUCAGCCUGAGUCAGGACAAGUCCGCCAUCGCAGCCGGACUUCACGGCUACAACGGGGUGCUGGUGGGGCUGCUGAUGGCUGUGUUCUCGGACAAAGGCGACUAUUACUGGUGGCUUCUACUCCCCGUCAUCGUGAUGUCCGUGUCUUGCCCCAUCCUCUCCAGUGCCCUGGGCACCAUCUUCAGCAAGUGGGACCUCCCGGUCUUCACGCUGCCCUUCAACAUCGCAGUGACCCUGUACCUGGCAGCCACGGGCCACUACAACCUCUUCUUCCCCACGAAGCUGCUGCAGCCCUCCUCCUCCAUGCCCAAUAUCACCUGGUCGGAGGUCCAAGUGCCCUUGCUUUUGAGAGCCAUCCCUGUUGGAAUCGGCCAAGUGUACGGCUGCGAUAACCCCUGGACUGGAGGCAUUUUCCUCAUAGCUUUGUUCAUAUCGUCACCUCUUAUUUGCUUGCAUGCUGCGAUCGGAUCCGCCAUGGGGAUGUUAGCAGCCCUCACUCUCGCGACACCCUUUGACUCCAUCUACUUCGGGCUGUGUGGCUUCAACAGCACGCUGGCCUGCAUCGCCAUAGGAGGCAUGUUCUACGUCAUCACCUGGCAGACGCACCUCCUCGCCGUCGCCUGCGCUCUGUUUGCAGCCUAUCUGGGUGCUGCCCUGGCUAACGUAUUAUCUGUGUUUGGAUUACCACCCUGCACCUGGCCCUUCUGCCUCUCGGCACUGACCUUCCUGCUCCUGACGACCAACAACCCGGCCAUCUACAAGCUCCCACUCAGCAAAGUCACCUACCCAGAGGCCAAUCGAAUCUACUACCUGUCCCAGGAGAAAAACAGAAGAGCAUCAACCAUCACAAAGUACCAGGCCUACGAUGUGUCCUAAGUUGCCCUUUCCAAAACAUGUCACUGUAAAUUCAGCCUUCAGCAGGCUGUCCAGGUCCCCAGGCUGAAGGCCACUUAAAUUCUCCUUCUGAUUGUUCUGUGAUUCUGCCCCCAAGCAAGCCUAUACCCCAGUUAUUCCCAAGAACAGGGAAAUAAGCGUGCAGUCCCUAUUCAGGAAGUUCUCUGUUCUAAGAUGCACAAUACUUAUCAAAAACAUGGUUAAUUUAGACCUUAUAGCUCACUCCAUAAGAGCUCCCUUUGUGGGGCAUUUUCUCUCUUUUGCAAAAUAAGCCACACCCCUAAAGAGAACUCACCAGGAAGGGGACAGAGAUGGGUGACAUUGUUAGCCAAUUCAGUCAUUUAAUGCAGUGACGUAGUGUCAGGAAAUCAGUCUACAAGGCAAAAGGGCAGGUCUGCCCCUAGCUCUGCCAUGAGUGAACUCCAACCACUUGGGUGGGUCCAUCCCCCCUCUCAGCCUCAAUUUCUUAUUGGUUUCAUGACGAGGAGGGACCCUACAGUCCCUUCCAGCUCAGAAGUAUUGAUUCUUCUCUUUUCUAUAAACUGACAAAAUCAGCAUGACCGAUAAAUAAUUACUUUAAGUAAGAGAUGAAAGGGCUAUCUGGAGAAGAGGCAGGACAAUUUUAAUGUUGUAUGGAGAUUUAUUCUUGAGUCAUGAGAUGUUCUCCAGACUUGGAAUUAGGAACAUAAGUUCACUGGAAAUGCCAACAUGCCUUCCUUUACGUAACAAAUAUUACUAGAAAUGUCAUCAGAUAAAACUGAUCUUUUUCAACAUUUAAAUCAUAUUUUAAACAAAUGUGUUUCCUUUUGUAAUAUUCAUAAGCAUACUCUCAUUAAAUGUUUAAGGUUGCAA
This is a messenger RNA of Balaenoptera acutorostrata (minke whale), 3663 nucleotides long. It is a transcript of the gene SLC14A2, whose product is annotated as solute carrier family 14 member 2. Gene Ontology annotation, molecular function: urea transmembrane transporter activity. NCBI's taxonomy places the organism in Eukaryota, Metazoa, Chordata, Mammalia, Artiodactyla, Balaenopteridae. The transcript has 19 exons. Gene Ontology annotation, cellular component: membrane. The record is from RefSeq and is a predicted model, not a curated record. Gene Ontology annotation, biological process: urea transmembrane transport. The coding region runs from base 1 to 2793 and encodes 930 amino acids.